Messenger RNA from Ostrinia furnacalis (Asian corn borer), 1046 nucleotides. RefSeq lists its product as uncharacterized. Bases 138 to 866 code for a protein of 242 amino acids. Gene Ontology annotation, cellular component: membrane. Gene Ontology annotation, molecular function: transmembrane receptor protein serine/threonine kinase activity. The transcript is spliced from 4 exons. The record is from RefSeq and is a predicted model, not a curated record. Lineage: Eukaryota; Metazoa; Arthropoda; Insecta; Lepidoptera; Crambidae.
UAUUAUGAAAUUAGUAGUACCACACACAUAUCUGUGAGUAGUACGGUACCUAGUUCAAAAAUAAUACAGUUAAUAUCGUGUUGAACAACACAAUUAAGUUUAUGAGUAGUUUUUUCCAGUGAUCUAAUUUCAAAAUAAUGGCUUGCAUUGUAUUGGGAUAUUUAUACUCAUUUUAUUUAUUUAUAAAUAUUUGUAGAGGUAUCCAUGGUGUGGAUGUGCUGAAUGUAGAUGAUACGACACUCAGCACCACCCAGUCUACAGACAAUCGUCUUAAUGAACAGAAAAUAUUUGAUAACGUGGUGGUCCAUCGCAACAACACACCCAAAUUGUGGUCAUUUCUGAGGUCCGAAACACUAUACAAAUGCCACAAUUGUAAGUCCGUGGACUGCGCUGCGGACACUCUGAGCGUGUGCGACGAUGGGCUGUACUGCUAUAAGGCAACGGUGCUCACAUUAGACGGUGUCUCACAGCAGUCACGUGGCUGCUCUACCUCCAGUGAACACGAGUUCACGUGUCAUUCAUUCGGCCCGAGGAAGCGUUUUGCGGGCCAGAGGAAUAUAACAUGCUGUAAAGGUGACAUGUGUAAUUAUGGUAGCUUCCCCACGCUGCCGAUGGAUAAAAAACUGUCAAACAGUUCUACGACAACUAACUCGACUCCGAUACAACUCAACCCGGACAACUUGACCCAGUCAACUCAACCCCAUGAUAACUUAACCCCUACGACAACCAGACCCAGUCAACUCGAGUCCAUGACAACUCAGCCCUACGACAACUCGACUUCUACAACAACCCGACCCCUAGAACAACUCGACCACCCCGAAAUUUCGACAUCUCCAAUACUUAACUCAACCCUGGAGCAACAGUAGUGAUACAAAAUAUAAUAGGCUACAUUAACAUUAUAGCAACCGCCAUAAUUUCUAUAAUAAUGUCAACUGUAAUAAUUACCUACUGAACAAUGGAAAAUAAUUGCCCACUUUAAUGAAACUUUGUAUUCCGUUAUGAAUAAAGGGACAUUAUUUCCCACCGCAAAAGGGUAUUUCGCCAAA